Molecule: messenger RNA, 2607 nt
Organism: Recurvomyces mirabilis
Lineage: Eukaryota; Fungi; Ascomycota; Dothideomycetes; Mycosphaerellales; Teratosphaeriaceae
Gene: KEX2
Product: pheromone processing endoprotease
Exons: 1
Coding region: 1-2607 (868 amino acids)
Biological process (GO): protein processing
Cellular component (GO): Golgi membrane; trans-Golgi network
Molecular function (GO): serine-type endopeptidase activity
Source: RefSeq, a predicted model, not a curated record
AUGAGAAUAUCGAGCUGGCUGCCUUCAGGGCUCUUAUUAUGUCUUGCUGGGGACACGUGGGCACGACAACACCGCAAUUAUGAUGCUCAUGACUACUAUGUGGUAGAAUUGCGAUCAGGACAACGACCAGAAGACUUGUCACGAACACUGGAUCUGCACUAUGAUGGACCCGUAGGCGAAUUGGACAAUACCCAUUUCUUCCGCGCCCAAACUCGACAGGACGGUUACGAUCAUGUUAGAGAAGCACAAGAAGAGCUGCGAUUACGGCGGCGGCGAAGAGACGUUGGCGCAGCAGAACCGCACAUCCUCGACCAUGUUCUCCUGAACAAGAAGCAAGACCUCUCCACUCGCUUUCCACUGGUCAAGCGUGGCGUCAUACCUCCUUCGGUACGACAGAGCACUGUUGGUGAUCCUACCCUCAUACAAGAAGGCCUCGAUAUUGCGAAGACCCUGGACAUCACGGAUCCGAUCUUCCAAGACCAGUGGCAUCUCUACAACCACAUCCAACCAGGCCACGACAUAAACGUCACCGGAGUAUGGGGGCAAGGCAUCACAGGCAAGAACAGCACAGUCUGCAUCGUUGAUGACGGUCUAGAUAUGGACAGCGACGAUCUCCAAGCCAACUACUUCCAGGCCGGAAGCUGGGACUUCAACGACCAAGUUCAGGAUCCAAAGCCUCGGCUUAGCGAUGAUCAUCACGGUACUCGAUGCGCAGGCGAGGUAGCAGCGGCGCGGAACAAUAUUUGUGGUGUAGGAGUAGCUUAUGAUGGCAAAGUCAGCGCGUGCAGGAUCUUGUCCAAAGUCAUCUCUGAUGCCGAUGAGGCCAUAGCCAUGAACUACGCUUACCAGGAAAACCAAAUCUACUCUUGCUCCUGGGGACCACCGGAUGAUGGUCAGAGUAUGGAGCAGCCGGGGCUCUUAAUUCGUCGCGCGAUGUUGAAGGGAGUGCAAGCGGGCCGAGGAGGUCUGGGUUCGAUCUACGUCUUCGCUAUUGGCAAUGGUGCAGCGAACGACGAUAAUUGCAAUUUCGAUGGGUACACGAACAGUAUUUACUCUGUCAGUGUAGGGGGUAUCGAUCGCAAGGGCGCGCAUCCGUACUACUCGGAGAAAUGCUCGGCGCAGCUCGUGGUCACUUAUUCCUCUGGCUCCGGCGAUGCUAUUCACACUACCGAUGUGGGCAAAGACAAAUGCUAUACAAACCACGGUGGAACCUCGGCCGCUGGACCACUGGUCGCUGGUAUCUACGGAUUGAUGCUGGAAGUCAACCCUAGCUUGACAUGGAGGGAUAUACAGUGGUUGACUGUUUUGACUGCAGUGAAGAUCGAUCAGGAGAGUGACUGGUCGCUCAAUACUGCCAUCCAGAAGGACUUCAGUCAUCAGUUCGGGUAUGGAAAAGCGGAUGCGUGGGCGCUUGUCGAGGGCGCGAGAAACUGGACGAACGUCAAGCCGCAGGCGUGGUAUUAUUCACCAUGGAUGCACGUCAAGCACCCUAUCCCGCAGGGCGACCAAGGAUUGACGAGCAGUUUCGAGGUCACGGCAGACAUACUAAAGAUGGCUAAUUUGGAGCGUCUGGAGCAUGUCACUGUCACGAUGAAUGUAGCGCAUACACGCCGUGGCGACUUGUCAGCUGAGCUUCGCAGUCCUACUGGUAUGGUCAGCCACAUCGCGACCCACCGUCGCAACGACGAUGCGAACAGCGGCUACGUCGAUUGGACCUUCAUGUCCGUAGCUCACUGGGGCGAACCUGGUGUUGGAACCUGGACAGUCGUCGUGAAGGACACGAGUGUCAACGAGCAUUCCGGGAACUUCACGGACUGGAGGCUCAAGCUCUGGGGUGAAAGUAUCGAUGGUAGCAAGCAGGAGCUCCUGCCUAUGCCGACCGAGACCGAUGACGAUGACCACGAUGUCAUCACCAAUCCAGACGUGGCCACUACUUCCGUUGCAGUGCCAACAGAAACCGGAAAGCCAGAGGGUAAUCCAGAUGACCACCAACAUCGACCCGUCAACGCCAAACCCACCGAAUCGUCCACCGUACCUCCCAAGGAAGGAGAUAAGGAAGACGACAAAGUCGAUGAACCCGCCACCUCGUCCACCCCAACACCAUCCGCAACUCCCAGCGCAAACACCGACCGCCUCCUCCCCCACAUCUUCCCAACCUUCGGCGUGACGAAGUCAACCCAAGCCUGGAUCUAUGGCUCCAUCACCCUCAUCCUCCUCUUCCUGAUCGGACUAGGAGGCUACUGGUACCAUCAACGCCGCCGACGCUCGUGGCUAAACCGCGACGACUAUAAUUUUGAAAUGGUGGAUCGUCAGAAUCCGGACGACGAUGAUGAUCAUGAUAAUGGACACGGACGUGGAGGUGCGAAUGGCAAUGGGAAUGGUCAUAUGAACGGUGGGGCGAGAGGGAAGCAAGGGAAGAAGGCUGGGAGGUUGUACGAUGCUUUUGCUCCUGGGAGCGACGAUGAGAGUGAGGGGGAUGCUUUUGGGGUGGGGAGUGAUAUUGAGGAUGAGGGAGAGGAGGGGGAGGAAGGGAAGGGGUUGGUGGGGACGGGAAAUCAGAGGUAUAAGGAUGAUGAGCCUAGGAGGGAGGGGGUGGAUGUGGGAUAG